AAUGUUGGCAAAAUUGUUCGCCAUUUUGAAACUAAUUUGCUCUUCGAACGGUCGAAAGGUUUUAUGUCAUAAUAAUGUGGCAAAGAAAUCUGUCUCAUAUUUUAGAUUCUUUCUUUUCGGGAGUCAGUGUAAACACUGGGAUUUCCAAGGAGCAGAACAAUUUAAAUUUAAACUCCUUCGCAACGGCAAACUUUUCAAAAAAUAAUUUCGAUACCCAUUCUUGUAGAAUAAGUAGUUCGUCUGAAAACGAGACUGAUGAUUCAGACUGUUGCCCGAGCGAAUGUGAAAGUACAGUGGAAUCAAUUGGAUUCGAGGUCGAAAACACAGAUGACCGCUAUGUUACCAUUGCUGAAAAGAUAUUUCACAAAAUCCUAACUGAGCAUAAAGGAAAAUGUUCAAUUACAGAGAUGUAUCAGUUAUUUGAUGGUGUAUCGCAAACUGAAGUUUAUUCUACACUAAAAAAAUUACCUUAUAUACGAUUGGUACAUCAAGGUGAAAAAAUCUGGGUUGUUACAUUUAGACGAUCUAUGGUAAUAUGCUCUAAUUAUGUUGGUACAUCACCAUGUAAUCUUCAGAAUUGUCAAUAUCUUCAUAUAUGCAAAAAUAUUAUUAUGGACUUUUGUCCGUUUGGUCAAAAAUGCAAACUAAAUCAUAACAUUUUCUCUGUACAUAAUAAAAGAAUAUUUGACCGAGAAAGUCUGGGAUCUUUCAAUGCAGCUAAUAUAAAGCUUCUGAUUAGAAAUUCCAUGCCGAAAGUCUGUGAAAACUACGUGCAGAAAUCGUGUGACCAUAUUGAAUGUAUGGAUAUUCACAUAUGCCCUGACCUUAUAGCGCGAGGUAACAAUCACAAAACUGAUGGUUGUAAAUUCGAUCACAAUCUAUAUAGUUCUAACAUUGGAAAUAUCUUUGAAUCCUAUAAAUUAAGAAUUCCGCCAAAAUAUAGGAGAAGGUAUAUUCUAGCUAAAGCAACUGCAAGAAGAGAAAAGGGAACAAAAAAAGUCACGAAACGAACACGUUCUGCAUCUAAAGGCUGUAAAUCCGCAAUGGAGUUAAGUAGUGGGAAAUUUUUAGAAUGGCUGAUAGUAGAAAAGAAAGGGAUAUGCUCUUUAGAAGCAGUUAAAACCUGUCCCUACGUUAAUAUACAGAAGAUAGAAGAGCUCUUCAGACAGUGCCAUACUCGUUUAUUGCUACUACCUUUGGAGUUUAAAGAUAAUUGCAAAGAUGUCAUCGUUAAAAUAUAUUAUCCAGAAUUAAAGUUAUGCGCAGACUAUUGCAAAUCAGAGUGUUCUAGUUCAAAUUGUCUAAAGAUUCAUGUUUGUCAAGCGUGGCUAAAUGGGGCCUGUGAUGUGCAAAACUGCCCUAAAAGUCACAACUUUGAAGAGCCGAGCACUUUAAAGUUAACAAGCAGGCUUGGUUUGGACAAAAAUUACAAAAUAUCUCAUAUGAUUUGCAUUAUUCAAAAUACUUUUCCUGCUGUUUGUGUAUCAUAUAAUUCUGGUGCCUGUAUCGCGGGUGAAAAUUGUCCUUAUCUUCAUAUUUGUGCAGAUUACAUGUUGAGGAGAAGACAUUCUAGCUGUCAAAAGGAUCACACAAACUCGUCUACUUCAACAAAGAGAAUACUUGAUUAUUAUCGUUUAUCAACAUCUAUUCCUCUGAAUGAUUCUGGAUCUGUUAUGAUUCCCAAGUCUCUUUGGAAACAGAAUGGUACAACAGAAAACGCUGUGCUAACUAAAUCACAAGAAAAUAUGGAUAAAAACUUCUCUCAUAUGCUUAAACUUAUAGCUACUGAAAGUGGUUUUGCUCAAGGGGUUUCCAAUACGAAAAAGAAAAAGGCUACAUUUAUACCAAACAUUUCUAAGGAACAUGUGUCAUUACCGAAGACUGGUAGUUUAGAAGAGUUAGCCCGAGCUCAAGAGGGCCACGCUUCCAAAUAUGGAUCUACAGAUAAAAAUAUUGAAGAUGCUAUUAUUGAUUGGCUUAUAAAUGACUGCGAUGGUAAAGCCAAAGUUUAUGAAGUUCUGCGGCAGUCAUUUUGUUCCAACCUGAAGGAACCCAUGGAAUGGCUAAGAACAAGAAAAAGUCUGUUACUAAUUGAUGGUCGUGACCAUAUGGAUAAUACACUACAAGUUAUGAUGAUAGGAUGUCGCUUAUGUAUUAACCAUCUAAAUCCAAAAAAAGUAUGCAGACAUAAAGAAUGUGUGUUUUUGCAUCUCUGCCGGGAUUUUGUUAUGGAUAACUGCAAGCGAAGAGUUUGUAAGAUGUCUCACAAUUUGUCAGAUUCGCACAACAGCAAUGUACUAAACAGUUUAAACUUGUCGAAGUAUGGCGAUAGCAAAAUUAAAAUGAUUAUUCGAAAUUCGAUGCCUCAAUUGUGUGUCCGAUAUUGUAUAGACAAAUGUGACAGGGGCAGUUUAUGUCCCUUUAUUCAUUAUUGCCCUGAAGCCUUUAACAGUCAGCAAAAUGAUUGCAAGUGUAAACGCAAUCAUUGCUUAGAAAACAAACACAACUCUAAAUUAUUUGAAUUUUAUAGAAUUAAUGAAUCCUACAAUGAAUCAAUGAAAAGAAGAAUGAUAUUGUAUGCCAGUGUCCUUACAAAAACAUCUUAA
This is a messenger RNA of Dimorphilus gyrociliatus, 2606 nucleotides long. Lineage: Eukaryota; Metazoa; Annelida; Polychaeta; Dinophilidae. The record is from the annotation of a GenBank genome assembly.